Messenger RNA from Sorghum bicolor (sorghum), 808 nucleotides. RefSeq lists its product as uncharacterized. The record is from RefSeq and is a predicted model, not a curated record. Lineage: Eukaryota; Viridiplantae; Streptophyta; Magnoliopsida; Poales; Poaceae. The transcript has 2 exons. The coding region runs from base 181 to 597 and encodes 138 amino acids.
ACAGUGUGGACACGGCUUCGCACAAAAAACAAAACUGUGGACACGGAAACAAGCUAGAGCUCAAUGAUUGUUCAGCACCCUGUAUAAAUCGGCCUCGGCUGCAGCGCCAUGCCUCCUCACGAUCAAAGAGAGUGCCCCCAAGACCUCGAUCGAGCGAAAUUCUCUUGAGUUCCGAAAGCAAUGGAGGGCAAGGUAGAAGCAGUUCUGGCGGGCAAGAAGAUGAGCAGCUUGCCGGCGGACGGCGGGGAAGAGGAGGACGCCAUGGCCACGGCGUCGUCGUCGUCGGCAUCCAUCUUCGCCUUCCUCGCUCUUCCACUGUCGGUCCUGUGUCACGUCGCCUGCCUCUGCGCCGGCUACCUGGGCCGCGACGGCGGCCUGAAACCUUCUUCUCCUGCUCCGGCGCCAUCGUCGUCGUUGUCGUCUUCCUCAACAGCUGCUGCCGCUUGUCGGCGAGGCGAGGUCGAGGCUGCUGCAUCCAUAGAAGAUUGCGCGGAGGUGGUGCUUGAGGAGGUGCGAUCACGAGGGUUCACGCCUCCAAAGCCGCGUAGCGUUCCCAGGGAAUCCAGAGUUGGCGCAGGUGGCGGAGUGCAUCAUUAGCUUCAUCUGCAAAACGGAUGCUGUUGAAGUCAAGAGUAUUCAGCCUGCGCUUAAGAUCAACAACAAUUUUCAUGUAAUUUGAAAUAAAAAAAGCAGAAAAUAUAUAUUGUUACUCCCUCCAUCCAAAAAAGAGUGUCGUGUGGGUUUGUGUCUGUCAAUUUUUUCUUAAAUUUGACUAUAAUAUAAGGAGAAUGAGACUCUACGAGGAGUA